UUAUAAAGUCGUUAUCUUACCGAUAACUCAGUUUUGUGUUUGCACGGAACACACGCCGUUUUAGAGAACCUUUUGUGGUUAUCAAUAUAGUGUCUUUGUAAAAUAUCUCCUCCAGACAACUUAUUAAUUCAGUUUGCACAAAACAGAGAGGUUUCGCUAAAACAGCUGUAAUUUGAAUAUUUCUUUGAGCUUAUUCGCGCUCAUCAUAUUUAUAUUAUUUAUAUUCUCCGUAGUCUUUAAUAUAUUUAUUUAUGUUUUGAUCAUCGGAAAAAAAAUAUACUAUUAGAUUAAAAUGUCGGUUUGCACCGCAGCUGAAAUUGCUGAAAAGCGACGUAUUGCAUUAGAGAAGUUAGCAGCUAAAAAGCAACGUUUGGCUAACGCCUCAUCAACUGCAACAAAAAUCACAUCUCCAGUGCAACAGCAACUUACAGCUACAGGUGACAUAUCAACAAAUAGCUUCUUCAAGCAGCAAAAUCACACACAAACACAAAGUGCUACAAAUGCAAACCCACCGCAAAAUUCUAGCGCAAAGCCCACCGCGGCAGCUAUAAAUUUUCUAAAUGAUUUAAAGCGUAGUAACAUUGGAAAGUAUGUAAAUAAAGCACGCAAUUCAGCACAACCUUACCCCCGAAGCCCAUUUAAUCACAAGCAAAAUGAUGCUGCAACGCAUUCUGCUAACAAUUCGAAUCAACAAAACCUAGCACCUAUAUUCGUUGUCAAAGUUAGCUGUAAGGUAUAUAUGAUAAGUAAUACACGCUUUGUGGCACAGCCUUCAUGUUUCCAUGCUAAACUUAUAGAUGUUUUUAAAACUAUACCGUCAAGAUCAUAUGAUAAUUCAAAAUGUCUUUGGAGUUUUGGACUACAAGAUUAUGAACUGCUGCAAGAACGCGUCGGUGGUAUGAAGCCAGACAUAAGCAUUGGCAUAAUACCAAAAAGUGUUAUUACAGUAUGCCGCACGCCGCCUGUAGAUAUCGAACGAUCAUGUUUAUCCUCGAUCGAACCAAAAUUAGCAGAGAAAUUAUUACCUUUCCAGCAAGAAGGAGUUUGUUUUGCUAUUGCACAUCACGGCCGUCUUAUGAUUUGUGAUGAAAUGGGUCUGGGCAAAACGUAUCAAGCGCUGGCCGUAGCAGACUUCUAUAAAGAAUCGUGGCCUUUGUUGAUUUGUACCACCGCUUCUGUUCGUGAGUCCUGGAUCAAUCACGUACGCGAUCUGCUACCCAGCAUACCUGUCCACUACAUACAAACGCUGCUAAGUAAUCAGCAAUAUUUCCAUGAUGCCAAAGUUCUUAUCACCAGUUAUAAUAUGAUGGAUAGGCAUGUUGAUAGGUUAUUGGAGCAUAAAUUUGGUUUUGUAAUAUUCGAUGAAUCUCAUACUUUAAAAAAUGCCAAAACAAAAUGCGCAAUGGUUGCGGAACGCUUAACACAAAAUGCACGACAUGUAAUAUUGCUGUCUGGCACACCAGCACUAUCGCGGCCUUUAGAAUUAUUCACACAAAUUCAUCUCAUCGAUCGUAAAUUUAUGACAUUUAGAGAAUAUACUACUCGUUACUGUGAUGGCAAGCAAACGAAUUUUGGCUGGGAUGCGACUGGUCAGUCGAAUCUGGAAGAGCUAAAUGUUGUGCUAAAAGAAAAAUUUAUGAUAAGACGCACUAAGGAGGCUGUACUGCCACAAUUGGCGGAAAAGAAUCGCGAAACCGUUGUGCUAGACCCAGCACUUUUGUCGACCAAUACUGACACGAAGCAAAACCUAGAAACGCUUAGCAGAGAUUUCUCCACAAGCAAGGGACGCGAACGCGAAGAUAUACUUCUAAGAUUCUAUUCAACGACAGCUGAGGUUAAAGCGCGUGCUGUGUGCGCUUACCUAAAAAACUUGGUGAAAGACAAAAUAAAAUUCAUUGUCUUUGCACAUCAUCGCAUCAUGAUGGACGCCAUAACCGAUUGCUUGUGCAGAUUAAAUGUGAAUUUUGUACGCAUUGAUGGCUCUACCAAGAAUGAGGCGCGAGGGGAAUAUAUUGACAAAUUUCAAACAAAAUCGUCGUGCCAAGUUGCUGUGCUCUCAUUGCGCGCUUGUAAUGCAGGCAUCACGCUAACGGCUGCAGAGAUGAUUGUGUUCGCCGAAUUGGACUGGAAUCCAAGUACCUUGGCGCAGGCGGAGAGUCGCGCACAUCGCAUCGGCCAAAAUAAAGCGAUCAUAUGCCGUUACUUAAUGGCACCUAAAACAGCCGAUGAUGUCAUAUGGAAUAUGUUGAAAAGCAAGCAGGAUGUUUUGAACCGUGCAGGUCUGUUCUGUGAAAACUUGCAGGAUGCCACGCACACCGCAGCACCUACCGGGUCACAUAAAAUCGAAAGCUACUUUUCGCCAAUCAAAAAGAAUGACUCAUUUAAAUCAAGCGCGGAGCCUAACGCUGUUGACAUUGAACCACAACCAGCCGCUAGUUCUGCGCUCGAUGCCGUGAAAAAGUUAGACUUGAACCGAGAAUUGGAGAAUAUCGAUGAAUUAUUUAUGGAUGACGAUGACGAUGCGUUCAAGGAUCUGUUGUUUUGAUUUUUGUUGGAGUUUUUUUUUUUUUCAAGUGUCUAAAGCAAUGUUUGUGAAGUAAUAAGCAGCGCAUGAGUCUGUGAAUUGUUAUAGUUGGCUAUAUUAUUUUUUACUAUUAUACGCUAGCUUGUGCCACUAAUAAAUUUACAAAGUUUGUACCAUUUAAUAAUUAUAAACAAUGAAUUUUUUCUGUAAAUAAGCAAAAAAAUUUAUUAUUUUUUAACUUGUUCAAUUAUUUCGUAUUAUUCUUUUUGUUUAACGAUUUUUUUUUAAAUUUAAAAACAAAAUUUUUUUAAAUUAAAAUUAAAAUUUUUUUUUUUUAAUAUUUUUUUUUGUUUUUUUUUUUAAUAUUUUUUUUUUCAUUU
This is a messenger RNA of Bactrocera oleae (olive fruit fly), 2904 nucleotides long. It is a transcript of the gene Marcal1, whose product is annotated as SWI/SNF-related matrix-associated actin-dependent regulator of chromatin subfamily A-like protein 1. Gene Ontology annotation, molecular function: ATP binding; ATP-dependent chromatin remodeler activity. The record is from RefSeq and is a predicted model, not a curated record. Gene Ontology annotation, biological process: replication fork processing; DNA repair. Lineage: Eukaryota; Metazoa; Arthropoda; Insecta; Diptera; Tephritidae.